UGUGGCUCGGCAGCCUUCCGCUUUGGUCUAGCCCGCGCGCCCGUCCCGUGACGCGCCCGAGCCUCCCCCCCAAGCCCGAGGCCGACGACAUGGCCGGGCCCCGCCGCUGCCGGGCCGGCACCCGCGCCCUCGCGGCGGCAGCCGCCGCCUGCCUCGCCGCGCUCUGCUGCGCGGCGAGCCGCGGCUUCGCGCCCGCGCCGGGCGCCGGCGAAGCGGCGCGCGCGCCCCGCCCUGUUUCUGGCGCCACCGCGCCGGCGCCCGAGGCGGCGGAGGGGGCCCCGGCGGCGGCAAAGGCCGCCCUCGCUCUGGGGGCCGCGGGCGCGCUCGCGCUGGCGGCCGCGAGGCCCGCCGGGGCCGGCCGCCGGGGCCCGCGGGUCGCGCGCGGGUUGCUGCCGCCCGAGGAUCAGAAGGGCUACGUCGGCAACGCGCUGGGGUACGUGACCCUGUGGACCAACUUCAUGCUGGGCUUCUUCGGCUCGCUGUACGGCGGCAUCGUGCGCGAGAUGGCCAGGCCAGGGCCCCUGAAGUUCAUCAUCCCCAUCCUGGCGAUCAGCAUCAUCACCUUCCUGGACCUACGUCACCCUCCGGCUCAUGACCAACAACCCCAUCUUCUGAGCGCCGCCAGAGGUCCCUCCCACCUCGUCUUUUUUUCUCUCUCUCGCUCUCUCUGCGCGCAUGUUGCAUUACUGUGUCUCCGAUCUGUCUCGUUCACAGGCUUUUCAUUGGACGUUCCCCUCCCGUCCUGUUGUCGGCGUAGCCACUCCAAUUUAUAUUCAGCGGCGCUCUUUGCAAGCGCGUGUUGCGCUUGCAUCGUGCCGGCAGUCGUGUGAACCCGCCGCCGUCGCCUGCCUGGUAGUUUUUAGUGCACAUUGGGCGUUUUCCGCGUCUGCAAACAGGCAGAUGCGCUUCUUCCACACUCUCUUCCCCUUGGCAACACACAGCAGGCAGCGACGAGCGCUUCACGCGCACCUGCGAACACCUUUUCCCGCUCCUCCUCCUCCUCCUCCUUCUCCUCUCCCCUCCUCCCUCCCCUAGGGGGCGGGGGGCACCAUCCUGUUUGAGGCCCGACCGGGCGGGUCCCCUACGUCGCCCCCGCCAGUCCGAGGCAGGGCGCGCGCGAGGGGCUUGUGGAGCUGUCGGCGGAGCGCAGCUGAGAA
Prorocentrum cordatum is the source of this 1157-nucleotide messenger RNA. The record is from the annotation of a GenBank genome assembly. NCBI's taxonomy places the organism in Eukaryota, Dinophyceae, Prorocentrales, Prorocentraceae.